Molecule: messenger RNA, 2417 nt
Organism: Gekko japonicus
Lineage: Eukaryota; Metazoa; Chordata; Lepidosauria; Squamata; Gekkonidae
Gene: RNF6
Product: ring finger protein (C3H2C3 type) 6
Exons: 4
Coding region: 230-2152 (640 amino acids)
Biological process (GO): positive regulation of DNA-templated transcription; protein ubiquitination; ubiquitin-dependent protein catabolic process
Cellular component (GO): nucleoplasm; cytoplasm
Molecular function (GO): ubiquitin protein ligase activity
Source: RefSeq, a predicted model, not a curated record
UUUGGUUGGGGCGGCUUGGUGUCCUGCCUGCGGCUCGUGGGGCUCUGUGUGUUUUAUAAACGAGGAGGUCCCUGCAAGAUGGCUUCCUUUUUCCAGUGAGGAGGAAAAGGAGCUUGCAGGUGCCGUUACGUACGUGGCUGUCCUGACGAAGCCGUGGUCAGUCUCCGAGCACCCAUUACCUUUGGCUGGCUCCGCUGGGUGCAGUUUGUAAGAGACUGAUCUUCCCUCAAUGGACAGUAAUGGGUCUGGCUUGGGAGAAGGUGAUGGGCAGGCCACCUUUCAAAACCUCAGUGGUGAAGAUAAAAGGCAGUGGCAGCAGGAGCGCCUAAAUAGAGAGGAAGCCUAUUACCAAUUCAUUAAUGAACUCAGUGAUGAAGACUACAGGUUAAUGAGAGACUGCAACAUCCUUGGGACUCCAGGAGAAAUAACAGCAGAUGAGCUGCAGCACCGUUUGCAAGGCGCAAAGGAGCAUCUGGUAUCCCGAUCUGAUGCAGAAACUAGAGAAGGAGAGACAGUUAGAUAUUCUGAGACUCUCGGGCUAAACCCAGCUAGUGACUCUCUGCCAGAAUGGCAGAAUAUGUUCCGUCGUGCAGGAAAUUCUACCCACAGUGAACAGCGGGGGAACCAGCCUUGGAGAGCUGUGAGCCGGGUGAGCCCAACUAACAGAGGAUUCCAGUUUAGUCUUGAAAUAAAUAUAGAUCAUGAAUAUAAUGGUGGGGACGGUCCCAGUGAAGAAUUUGAUGGCAUCUCACAUGGCUACACGAUCAGAAGCCAUGCAGAAAAUACACCUCCAAUAGCAGAUAGCCCAAUAGCCAGCCGGACUAGGAGCAGGGUACUGAGAGAGACAUUUAGCCAUGCACUUGCCACCUCUAGAAGUGGUAGCGAAAGUGGUUCGGUGGUACAAAAUGGUGAAGAAACACCUCGACUUUUCUCGGGCAGACACAGCAGCAGAAACAGCAGGUCAGCAACACACAACACCUUUUUAGAUGACAAUGAACACAACAUUAUCAGGCAGAGGAGAGUACCAAGAGUUCCAUCAGUGACCCUUCACAGCAGGAGAGCCAGAGCUAGAAAUUGGAGGAGGACAAGACAAAGAUCAGAAGCGUUAAGGAGUCAAAGCCAGACCCUGUUGGAAGGACAGCAACGUAGGGAUACUCAGCAAAUCCAAAGGAGGUCUAGAAGGGUGCAUACAGUCCAUUCUCCCCCACAGCAAGGUGAAGUGCAAGUGCCAUCACUAGAUAUAAUUGUGGAAGAGGAGGCAUCUGGGAGAUCCACAACCAUACUUAGAAGACAUCCUGCUAUUACAUUAGACCUCCAGGUAAGAAGAAUUCAUCCUGGAGCAUUCAGAGAUCAGCAAAGGAUCGGUGUAAGAACUCCCUCAGGAGGAGGCACAGCAGAAAACUUGGUCGCUUCUGAAAACAAUAGUGAGGGUUUUCAUUGGACCAUUUUACAGCCUGAGUACGCAGGCAUGCAAACUUAUGGUAGUGCCAUACGUAUACCUCCUCGCAGGAUAUCAGAAACUGGGCUCGGGGAGUCUUCAUCGGUGGCUGUUAGAUCAAUCAUAAGGCAAAUUAUGACUGAGUUAGGAGAGCUAAGCUCAUUAAUAGACAUUGAGUCAGAUCAUGAAAUUCAGAGGGGUGUUCAGCACUUAUCCGAGAUGCAGUCAGAGCUGUCUAACUUCCAAAGUCUAAACAGUAUCAGUGAAUUCAGAGAAGCGUCACUCGGAAGCAGUCCUGCUCAACAGGAUAGGAGGGAAUGGCAUGGAGAGACCAGUGCUCUGCAGCGUGGCCAUCAUGGUGAUGGUGGAACUCAAGAUCCCAGUCAGUUUCAAGAUGCAGACAAUUUACCUGGAAAUGGGACACUUCCCAUUCUUCGACUCGUGCCUGAUCUUUUGUUAGAUGACUUUAUCACUGACCGCUUGAGGGGAUUAACCAAAGACCAAAUGGACAGUCUUUCCACUCGCAAUUAUGGGGCCACCGGUGCAGAGGAGGGUGAAAUAAGUAAGACCUGUAGUGUAUGCAUUAAUGAAUAUGUGGUGGGAAGCAAGCUCAGGCAGUUACCAUGCAUGCAUGAGUUCCAUUUUCAUUGUAUUGAUCGUUGGCUUUCUGAAAAUUCCACUUGUCCGAUCUGUCGGCAAUCUGUAGUAACCUAAUAUCACAGAUGGUGGAGAACUCCUCAAAUUCCUGACCCCACUGAAUCCAUUGGAAGCUGGCUGAUAUUUCAGUACCAUUUUGAAUAAGGGGAAGGGAACUGAUGUUUACAACUGGAGAAAAUCUGACUAUGUUUGGGAAUGAACAAAUCUCUUUUUCUGGGUAAAGUGCACAUAUAAGAGCAAAUGUCAUUCUAAUGACCUUCAUAUAAAAUUAUAAUUUUCUUUUGGCUUCCAAAGCAUAGAAAUGUAAUACCUUGUGCUGAUG